Cooperia oncophora is the source of this 486-nucleotide messenger RNA. Lineage: Eukaryota; Metazoa; Nematoda; Chromadorea; Rhabditida; Trichostrongylidae. The record is from the annotation of a GenBank genome assembly.
AUGCGGCUGAUGGGCUGCGUUUCUGGCGCUGGCGCGGACGCGGAAGGCCGCGAGGCGCGGAAAGUCAACAAGCAGAUCGAGGAGCAGCUCGCCAAGGACAAGCAGGUCAUGCGAGCCACGCAUCGACUUCUCUUACUUGGUGCUGGUGAGAGUGGUAAAAGUACAAUAGUGAAACAGAUGCGAAUAUUGCACAUCAACGGCUUCAGUGAGGCUGAAAAAAUGGAGAAAAUCAAGGAUAUCCGAAGGAACAUCCGCGAUUCAAUGCAGGUAAUUCUGCGCGCGAUGGGCACGAUCGAUCCGCGAGUGUUCCUGGACGAUCCAAGCACUCAGGCGAGCAUGGACUAUGUUUUGAACUGUGUCAAUGAAGUGGACGGAGAAUUUUCACAGGAGUUUUAUGACCACGUCGCUAAAUGUUGGGCAGACAAGGGCGUGCAGGCAUGCUACGAGCGAAGCAGUGAAUACCAGCUUAUCGACUGUGCAAAAUAG